CGCGCGCUCGCGUGCGAUCCUCUGCCAAACUGGAGUGUUCCGCAGGGCCGGUAUGCUUCGACAACUUAGGAGUUUCCGAAGGUCCCGCUACGGUGGCUCUUCGCCCCGUAGGAGAAGUGGCCGCCCGAUCCGAACCUUCGCUACUUCGGUUACUUGAUACGGAAAAAAGUGGUCAAUUAAGCCGUGCCCGUGAUCGUCUCUCAUCUUUCUGUAAAAAACUUCGACGUACCAUCAGCGACGUGGAUACUCCUAAAAAGAACGAGCUGGCUUCGGAAAAGAAAACAGCGUCUUCGCAUCGCAAGGACGGCUCAAAGGUGACGACUGUGGUGGCGACGCCGGGGCAAGGCCCCGACCGGCCACAGGAGGUGAGCUAUGCUGACAUGAAACUCAUCGGAAACGGCAGCUUCGGCGUCGUCUAUCAAGCCAAACUAUGCGACACCGGCGAGCUUAUUGCCAUCAAAAAGGUGCUCCAGGAUAAGAGGUUUAAGAACCGAGAACUUCAAAUCAUGCGACGACUGGAGCAUUGUAAUAUUGUCAAAUUGAAAUAUUUCUUUUACUCCAGUGGAGAAAAGGCGGCAGUGCCCGCAGCAGUGAGCUCAAUGUUAAACGCAAUGCAGUCUCUUGAUGUCGCAAAAGACGAAGUGUACCUGAAUUUGGUGCUGGAGUAUAUACCUGAGACUGUGUAUAAAGUGGCACGUCACUACUCCAAAGAUGAACAAACCAUACCCAUUAGUUUUAUAAAGCUAUAUAUGUACCAGUUGUUCAGAAGCCUCGCGUACAUUCACUCGCUGGGCAUCUGUCACCGAGACAUCAAGCCACAGAACUUACUUCUUGAUCCUAAGACCGGCGUACUCAAACUUUGCGAUUUUGGCUCGGCGAAACAUCUCGUUCGUGGCGAGCCUAACGUGUCCUAUAUUUGUUCCCGAUACUAUCGCGCUCCAGAACUCAUUUUUGGCGCUAUAGAUUACACCACCAAAAUCGACGUAUGGAGCGCUGGAUGUGUAGUAGCGGAAUUAUUAUUGGGUCAACCAAUAUUCCCAGGUGAUUCUGGUGUUGAUCAGUUGGUUGAGAUUAUCAAGGUACUAGGUACACCGACACGAGAACAAAUUCGAGAGAUGAAUCCUAAUUAUACAGAAUUCAAAUUCCCACAAAUCAAGAGCCACCCAUGGGCUAAGGUGUUCCGCGCGUGCACGCCGCCGGACGCGAUCUCGCUGGUGUCGCGGCUGCUGGAGUACACGCCGGGCGCGCGCCUGUCGCCGCUGCAGGCCUGCGCGCACAGCUUCUUCGACGAGCUGCGCGAGCCCGCCGCACGCCUGCCCAACGGCCGCCCGCUGCCGCCGCUGUUCAAUUUCACGGAGUACGAGCUCAGCAUCCAGCCGUCGCUCAACGACUUCCUGAAGCCGCGCACGAGCGCGGGCCCAGCGCCCGACGCAGCGGCGGGCGCGGCGCCGGCGGACGACGCGCCAGGUACUUGCUCGGCCGAGCCGCGC
Spodoptera litura is the source of this 1490-nucleotide messenger RNA. The record is from RefSeq and is a predicted model, not a curated record. NCBI's taxonomy places the organism in Eukaryota, Metazoa, Arthropoda, Insecta, Lepidoptera, Noctuidae.